ACAGAUAUGAGUUACCGUCUUCUCUCGCGCCAGCCCUCGGAAGAGAAGUCACCAGAACCCGAAACCGGCCACCAAAUGGAUAAUCACUCUACCUUCAUUGCCCAUUUCCUUCUGCAUCCUACCACCAAGGUCACGAUUCUCUUGAUCAUUCUGAUUCUGAGCUUGCUAAAUUUGCCUCUUACAAUGAUACAACUUGAUUCCAGGUCGUGUGUAGCCACGCAUAACACUGAGGACACAUUCGCCACGACAUUCACUCAAGAUAAAGCGUUUCAGUCACUUGAUCAUUCUUAUGAUCAGCUAUGGGCAGACUUAUCACUGAACAAGUCAACGGGUGGCCUAAUAUAUAUCUCAGAGGAUGGAAACAAGGAGAAGCAAGGAGGUAUCAGUAUGUUCCAUCAACUACACUGCCUCACAGCGAUCCGCAAAGCCCUUCAAUCUGCGAGUGAGGGUAAAGCUAUAGGUAUGGAUUGGCAUGACGAUGGUCACUGGCCACACUGUAUGGAUUACUUGGUCAAGGUAGCUACGCCCAAUCAGUUCUCUUCCUUACUGCCUUCUUCGAGCCGCUAA
Aspergillus homomorphus CBS 101889 is the source of this 567-nucleotide messenger RNA. RefSeq lists its product as uncharacterized. Bases 7 to 567 code for a protein of 186 amino acids. Lineage: Eukaryota; Fungi; Ascomycota; Eurotiomycetes; Eurotiales; Aspergillaceae. The record is from RefSeq and is a predicted model, not a curated record. The transcript is spliced from 2 exons. Gene Ontology annotation, biological process: mycotoxin biosynthetic process.